Ctenocephalides felis (cat flea) is the source of this 659-nucleotide messenger RNA. RefSeq names its product ras-related protein Rab-1A-like. Gene Ontology annotation, molecular function: GTPase activity; GTP binding. Lineage: Eukaryota; Metazoa; Arthropoda; Insecta; Siphonaptera; Pulicidae. The annotation marks the transcript as partial. The transcript has a single exon. The record is from RefSeq and is a predicted model, not a curated record.
GUGGUAAUUGGUGUAGAUUUUAAAAUUAGAACUAUCGACUUAGAUGGAAAAACCAUAAAAUUACAAAUUUGGGAUACAGCAGGUCAAGAACGGUUUCGAACUAUAACUUCAUCAUAUUACCGUGGGGCACAUGGAAUCAUUGUUGUAUAUGAUUGCACAGAUCAAGAGUCUUUCGGAAAUGUUAAGCAAUGGCUCGAAGAAAUUGAUCGCUGUGCUUGUGAUAGUGUAAAUAAAUUACUUGUAGGCAACAAGAGUGAUUUAACUACGAAGAAAGUUGUAGACUACACUACUGCUAAGGAAUAUGCUGACCAGUUAGGAGUGCCAUUUUUGGAAACAUCAGCCAAAAAUGCAACAAAUGUGGAACAAGCAUUUAUGACAAUGGCUGCGGAAAUCAAGAACCGAGUCGGUCCACCAAGCAGCUCUGCUGAUACCGCAAGCAAAGUUAAGAUUGAUCAAGGCAGACCAGUCGAGACUAAUAAGUCUGGCUGCUGUUGAAUAAAUGUUCCAAUAUGCUACUGGUUUGGCCCAAUGGACGCCUUGUAUUUAAAUUACACAAUAUUAAAUUAAUACCAAGUAAAAUUUAAGUAAUAUCAAAUGAGUUAAUAUGAUGGGUUAAACAGCUACUCUAAGAGAUAAUAAAAUAAGUGAAUUUAAGCAAG